GAGCAGGCGCGCUCCUUUCAGUUUGGUCAUGCAGGGCGGCAGAUGCUCUCCCCAUGAAAACAAUGAUCAUACGGAUUCAGGAUUGUCGGCUAUUAUUGAAGCAGAGCGCGGGGCGGCCGCGAGACCCAUGUGGGUCAGCCACGGCCCUCGGCCACGUAUGCAUGCGGGUGUUACUACUGGGCGGCAAGCUGAUGUUCUCCCUGAGUUGGCUCCAGCUAGACGGGUUGCUACUUCUGAGGGACGACCCCUCGAUGUUCCAGACAGAGCGUGCAUCCAACCUGUGAACGUACCAGACUCUGACGAUGAUUCUGAUACUCGGGUGGACUUGGAUUCCUGGUGGGACCUUGAUAGCAACGGAAUACCGGAUCUCCCUUCUCGCGUCACAGAAGGGGACCUCGUCAUAGCAUAUAGUCUGAUUGGUGAUAAUUGUUUGUUGGAACCUCCGGUGGCCACUGACGUAUUGAGCGAUCCACCAGCUUCCUAUUUCGGGGUCCAUAUCCGCUCACUGGAGUUAGGGAUGGCCGUGCCACUGCACCCCUUCCUGGUUCGGUUCCUUCACUUUUUGGGUGUGGCCCCGGGUCAAUUGGCUCCGGCGGCUCACAUGUUCGUUGCUGCUUUUGUGGCGCGGUGUGAGGAUGUGGGCCUCAUACCCAUGAUUGAUCUAAUUUUCAGUUGCUUCCAUUGGCGUGCUUCUAGCUUUUUCGCCUUACUCUCCCAGAGGCCGGUGAGCAAACUGUUUCGGUCGGGUUACCCCCGUUCAGGGAAAGGGUGGAAGAAGAGAUGGAUAUGGGUAUCCGACCCUAACCUUCUGUCACCUCUGCCUCAGUGGGGUGAACGGGUUUGGAAGUGUGACCGGGUCGCUCUCUCCCCUGGUCUCAAGUCCUCCAUCGAGGUAUUGUCCGCAGGCGGUCCCCACUCCAUCAGCUCAUAUUUAGGUGAUUGUCAUCUUUCUGGUCUAUGUUUGCUACUUUGUAUUUUAUUCUGCUUAUCCUCACAUUUUUCUUCCGCAGCUGUGCCUGAGAAGCUCGUUGUUGAGGCGGAAUCCGAUGAAGAGGAGGAGCCUCAACAAGUCAUCGUUCAUGCGGCAGCAACGGCUGCAAAGGGGAAAGGGCACGGAGCCCCCCCUCCAAGAAGGGUGAGAGUUACCUUCGGGCCUCGGCCAACUACGCCAGUGCAGGAGAAGCACAAGGGCGGGCUCGUCGACCUGCUAGUCAAAUUGGAUGGGUCCGAUGAGGAGGAGGAGCCCUGCCCCGCCGUUGCUGAUGUGGCCCCCAAGACGGUUGCAGGGAAAGAGUGCGGAGCCUCCUCCCCGGGCCGAGGGGAACGAGUCUCGAAGAAGUCCAAGGUCACCCCCAAGUUUCAUUCCGCUGAGCAGGUACAUGAGGGUGCAGAUGAGAGGAUGGCCGAACGGAGCAGCCAUGACACCCAGCAUACAGUUACUUACGCCUUCCCAUCUUCGAGUGCCUCGAUUAUGCAUGAAGGAUUCCCAGUCGUGGAUUAUGCUUCAUCAAUCCUCCCACCAGGCGACCUCACCUGUACGACUUCCCAAGAGUUUCAUCCCCCCUUGGAAGGUUCUAUCCGGUCACAUAUCGAGGGGCUCGCCAAGACCAUCAGGUCACUCCACGCAGCCAAUCAUUCUCAGGCCAGACUUCAGCGUGAGGCUGACGAAGCUAGGGCUGUCCUGUGGGCUAGCCAGAAAGCCUUCUCCGAGCUACGGUCCUCGCAUGCACAAGAAUGUGAAGAAGCGGCCAAACAAGGAGCCAAGAAAGCGCUCUCCGAGUUCCAGGCCUCCGAGCAGUUCCAGAAGCUCAUCUCUGCGAGGGUGCAAGCAGAACAUUCUGAACUAGUGCAGAGGUGGCUGACGACCCCUGACGGAGAGUAUUGGCGCGCUCGCGAAGUCCUCUAUGCUUUUCAGAGUGGCAAGUAUUUGGUGCAGCAGAAGGUGUAUGGCCGGUUGAAGGAUCUCGACCCUGACUUUCAUCCAUCCACACUUGGCCUUUCUGGCCCAUGAAGAAACCCGUGGGGGCGAUAGCCCUUCUUCCCCCAGAGGCCGUCCGUCAGGAGGAGGAGCCUGGUAGUUCGAACGAAUGGGCCUAGUUCUUUCCGCCAGCUCCAGGGAACAUGACUCCUGUGGCCCCCGGCCAGGACUUGGUUGGUGUGUUAGAUGAUGUUCCCGAGGUUGAUGGCAACGGGUCUGUCCAGCCAUGACCUUGUAUUUUGUAUUUCUUUUGUUUCCCACUUGAAUACUUUGUGUUUCGAAUGGAUGUUUGAUUUUUAUUUCAUACGCCUCCUUUUCUAUACUUUGCAUUAUGAAUACUUAGCAA
Cuscuta europaea is the source of this 2324-nucleotide messenger RNA. The record is from the annotation of a GenBank genome assembly. Lineage: Eukaryota; Viridiplantae; Streptophyta; Magnoliopsida; Solanales; Convolvulaceae.